Molecule: messenger RNA, 2134 nt
Organism: Pogona vitticeps (central bearded dragon)
Lineage: Eukaryota; Metazoa; Chordata; Lepidosauria; Squamata; Agamidae
Gene: PKIA
Product: cAMP-dependent protein kinase inhibitor alpha
Biological process (GO): negative regulation of protein kinase activity
Molecular function (GO): cAMP-dependent protein kinase inhibitor activity
Source: RefSeq, a predicted model, not a curated record
AAUGCGGUGAUCCGGCGGGGGGUGGUGGAGGAGGAGCAGGAGUGGGAUGACUUCAUGCAGCCGGAGCGCUGUGAAUUUGGGCUCAGCAGCUGCAGCUGGACGCUGGCGAGGCGGCGGCGGCGGCGGCUGCCAGCAGGAAUUCUUGCCCCGCGCAAGCGCCCACCCCCGCGUGGGCUUCAACCCGUUGCUGGGGCCAAGGAGGAGGGGGGGGCUAAAAAGGCAACGGGAGGGGGCGCCGCCACCACCGCUGUUGCUGCGCCUAGACGCAGGGCACUAACCGGCCGCGUUGGGAAAGGACACCUCGGGUAGUGGUGGUGUGCUUCCAGCGAUUCUAUGGUACUCCCGUGUGAUGGAAUACAAGACAGGAAUAAACUCGGGCACGAUGGAAUGAGGGCUGUCGGUGCUUAAAAUAUGGGACACGUGACUGCUCCGCUUUAGAUUACUUAAAGGUACUGCUAUGUGGAUACUUGGUAGCAAUGACUGAUGUGGAAUCUACAUAUGCAGAUUUCAUUGCUUCUGGAAGAACUGGGAGAAGAAAUGCCCUUCAUGAUAUCCUUGUGUCCUCUACAAGUGGGAAUUCUAGUGAGCUGUCCCUCAAGUUAUCAGAACUUGAUAUAAAUAAAACUGAAGGGGAAGGAGAUGCAGAGAGGAAACCCACUGAGCCAACUGGGGAAACCCAGGGGGAAGCCACAAAACAAGAGAGUUGACAUCCCACUUUGACCAACAGCAGCAACUGUGAGAUGUUUUCCCACAAAUGCCUGCUGGAAAAAGCUGGCACCUCCUGAGCAAGCCAAUCAAACAACAACAGCCACAAAAAUUAAGAAUGGAUGGGUCUUGCUAUUGGUCCCUGCCUGACCCCCUACUAAAAAGGGGGAAGCAGGUCAUAGUAGCAGACAGAACUUCCUUUAGUUUAGCUAGUGAUGGUUGAGACUUUGUUGCUGAUCCAGAGACUUUCUUGACAGAUGGAUCUUAUUGCAAAUGGCCACUUGACGAAAUGCCCAUAAGAGGUAAAGGAAACUAGAUCUUACAGCAAAUGGGCUUCAGUUCACUAGGGGCAUGAAGGGCAUUGUAUGGCUACAGCUUCAGUGAUCUUCAGAGGUUGGCUAGAGCAUUCACCUAUUAAAAUCACUUGCAAAGGGAGCACAGGUUGUCUGUUUUGAUUUGAAAGAACUCUGCUUCUGUAUUUUCUGCUCUGAUACUUACAUUGUUUUUUAUUGUACAAUUUAGAAGCUCCAUACUGUCCCUACUCAAAAGGAUUCUGAAGGCAACUUCUAUGACUGUGAAUUUUUUUUACCAUUUGUUUUGAAAGGGUUAGGAUUUGUUUUUGUUUUGCAUAGUGUGGUGGUGUGCACAUGAUAGAUUAUAAAGCCCACUGCUGAACUGAUGAAAUGGCUAACCUAAAGAUUCAUCAGCCUUCUUUCAUAUACAAGAUGAACAUACGAUGUAACUAACGUAUAGUCUGGUGUGUCUUGUGUUUUCUCAGUACAGUUAGGUCACCUUGCUUGUUGUUGGUUGGAAAUUCAAGAUUCAAGCAGAAUCUUUUCUUUUAUCCCACCUUUUAAGGGAUUAAAAAAAAGAAUGAAAAUGCUUACUUUGUUAGUGCUAAAGUUUUAAGAAUAAACUUGUCAGUACAACAUAAAUGGAGAAAAAUUAUGUUAGGAGCAGGUGAGAGAUGGAGCAAUCCCCCCAAACUUGGUAAAUACUUGUUUCCCCAAAAGAAACAUAUAUAUAGAUAUAUUUUCUCACCUGUCAAGUCACUGAUUUUGGAGUGAAAAAUGAAUGUUGCUGUGGCAAUCAAGUGGACACCAAUCACAAGACUAAUUGUGUUUCCAUCCCCAGCCCUGAUGUGUUUCUUCUUACUAAGAAAGUGAUGCCACAUUUUCUGUUUCAGGUAUUAUGCACUUUUUAAAUGUUUGUAAACUUUACUAAAGAUUUAGUGUAAUUUUGCUUUCUAGUAAAUUUGAACGUUGGUUAAUGAAACAUUCAUUACUGUUGUGGCCAUGGCUGUCGUUUCUACAGUAUAUACGUACUGUGGUUAGUUGUUCACCUAGAACUUUUCUUGGAAUGAGAUGUGUAAACUCUCUGAUCAGUAUUCAGCGCAGUAAUUUAGUGUUAAUAAAUAACAAAUCGGCAA